Molecule: messenger RNA, 6217 nt
Organism: Cuscuta epithymum
Lineage: Eukaryota; Viridiplantae; Streptophyta; Magnoliopsida; Solanales; Convolvulaceae
Source: the annotation of a GenBank genome assembly
GUGCAAUUGUGUGUACAAAGAGCAUAAUUGUUGAAAAUAAACCUUUUCUGUGCGGUUAAAGAUUUGGGAGUUGGCUGCGCGGCUCCGCCUGAGCUUUAGCACAGCUGCUCUAAAACCCCUCUCCGCUAGGGCUUUUCCCUCCAUCGGAUCAUUCAAAUUGCAGCGCCCCGUUCUCCGUUAAGGCAUUCUCCUGCCUAGAGCUCCAAUCCAAUUGGCAAAGACUCAGGAGUGAUGGUGUCACCGAAGCUCCUACUCUCUUUAAUAGAGUCCUCUCUGCUGGGCCCCACUCCGGCUCCGCCGUCUCAGAGGGUGGAGCUGCUUCACGCCGUCCGACACUCCAUGUCUUCCCUCCGUUCGCUCCUCUCCUACCCGCCUCCAAAGCCCUCAGACAGAGCUCAAGUACAGUCAAAAGAAGUCAGGCUUUCGGAUUCAGGGCGGAUAUCACUGGAUGACCAGGAUGUUCAGAUAGCUUUAAAGUUGAGCGAUGAUCUCCAUCUUAACGAGGUAGAUUGCGUGAGAUUACUUAUUUCUGCUAAUCAAGAGUGGGGAUUACUGGGACGAGAUCCUUUAGAAAUUCUGCGCCUUGCUGCGGGCCUUUGGUAUACUGAGAGAAGAGAUCUCAUAACAGCUCUUUACACACUAUUAAGGGGUGUUGUCCUUGAUCAAGGAGUCGAUGCUGAUCUUGUAGCAGAUCUACAUAGAUACUUGGAGGAUCUCAUUAACGGAGGUGUUAGACAGCGGCUGAUUACACUGAUUAAGGAGCUUAAUCGAGAAGAACCGGCUGGUUUGGGUGGGCCAAACUGUGAUCUCUAUGUUCUUGACUCAAGAGGUGCUUUAGUGGAACGGAAAGCUGUAGUUGCUAGGGAAAGGCUCAUUCUUACUCAUUGCCUGGUCCUUUCUGUUUUGAUUGUACGGGCAAGUCCUACAGAUAUAAAAGACAUCCUCAGUGCUCUGAAAGACAGUGCAGUUGAUCUUAGUUGUAACACUGAUACAUUAAAACAUCAGAUAACACAUGGCCUCCUUUUCUCUCUCGUGAUCUCUUUAGUAUCAGAUGCAUUGAGUUCAGUUCUAGAUAAAGCAUCUAUCUUGACCCGAGACAUUUCUUUCAGGAAUGAAUUCCAGGAAACUGUAAUGGUUACCGUGGAAGAUCCUGUUGUUAAAGGCUAUAUCAAUUGUGUAAGGCAUGCUUGGCUUGUUCACUUAAUGUUAACUCACGACGGACUUGAUGCUCAGGACACAGGGCUUAGUGUUUCAUCUCUUGACACACGACAUAUUAUCACAUGUUUGGAAGUCAUAAUGUCUGACAAUGUUUUCCAGUUCUGGAUGACUAACAUUCUUCAAACCCCUGCUUUUGAGAAUGAUGAUGAGGACAUGAUUUACAUGUAUCAUGCCUAUUUGCACAAGAUGAUGACUUGCUUUCUGUCUCAUCCUCUUGGCCGAGAUAAGGUGAAAGAAGCAAAAGACAAGGCCAUGACAGAACUCAGUCCAUAUCGCGUGACCAGUACUCAUGACUAUGAUAGAAGCAUGCAAACUCAAAAGGCUAAUUCAGCACCACACACUUUUGUUUCUCUUUUGGAGUUUGUUAGUGAAAUUUAUCAGAGGGAACCUGACCUGCUGUCUGGCAAUGAUGUUUUAUGGACUUUUGUCAAUUUUGCUGGAGAGGACCAUACUAAUUUUCAAACCCUGGUUGCAUUUCUGAAUAUGCUGAGCACAUUGGCUUCUACUGCUGAGGGCUCUUCCAAAGUUUUUGAGUUGCUUCAAGGAAAGACAUUCCGUUCUAUUGGGUGGAGUACUCUCUUCAGUUGUUUAUCAAUUUAUGAAGAGAAGUUCAAACAAGCCAUCCAGAGUGCCGGUGCAAUGUUACCGGAGAUACAGGAAGGAGAUGCCAAAGCUCUUGUUGCAUAUUUGAAUGUUCUGCAAAAGGUUGUUGAAAAUGCAAAUCCCAUUGAAAGGAAGAAUUGGUUUGCUGAUAUUGAGCCAUUAUUCAAAUUACUUGGAUAUGAAAAUGUUCCUCCAUAUCUUAAGGGUGCUCUGCGAAAUACAAUUGCUACUUUUGUUAAAGUUUCUCCAGUUAUGAAAGAUACAGUAUGGAGAUAUUUAGAGCAGUACGAUUUACCAGUGGUGGUUGGACAUCAUGCUGGGAACACCGGGCAACCCAUGGCAACUCAGGUUUAUGAUAUGCAAUUUGAGCUCAAUGAAAUAGAAGCAAGACGAGAACAAUACCCAUCUACUAUAUCAUUUAUUAAUUUGUUAAAUACUCUCAUUGCCGAGGAGAAGGAUGUUACUGAUAGAGGGCGCAGAUUCAUUGGCAUUUUUAAGUUCGUUUAUGAUCAGGUGUUUGGGCCAUUUCCCCAGAGAGCGUAUGCUGAUCCUUCUGAGAAAUGGCAGCUGGUUAUUGCUUGCCUCAAUCAUUUCCAAUUGAUGCUCAGUAUGUAUGACUUCAAAGACGGAGAUAUUGAAAAUAUUGCUGAUCAGUCUCGACUUUCUGAAGCGGGACAAUACUCUUCACUUCAAGUCCAGCUCCCAGUCAUAGAACUGAUGAAAGAUUUUAUGAGUGGUAAAAGUGCAUUUCGGAAUGUUAUGGGUAUUCUUUCACCAGGAGUUAAUAUCCUUAUAAAUGAAAGAACAAGUGAAGGUCACGGGCAACUUCUUGAAAAGGCUAUCCUCCUCUCGCUGGAGAUAAUAAUUCUUGUUUUAGAGAAAGAUUUGAUUGUUUCUGAUUUCUGGCGCCCUGUAUACCAGCCCUUGGAUGUCAUUCUCUCUCAAGAUCAUAAUCAAGUUCUAGCUUUGUUGGAGUAUGUCCGAUAUGAUAUGAAGCCUCGCAUUCAGCAGUGCUCCAUUAAAAUAAUGAGUGCCCUAAGUUCUCGUAUGGCUGGGCUUGUUCAACUGCUCUUGAAAUCCAAUUUGGCAGGGUCCUUGGUUGAGGAUUAUGCUGCUUGCUUAGAGUUACGUUCUGAAGAAUGCCAAUUUAUUGAGGAUAUGAGGGAAGAUCCUGGUAUACUCAUACUGCAACUUCUUAUUGAUAAUAUCAGCAGGCCUGCCCCUAAUAUCACACACUUGUUGCUCAAGUUUGAUCUUGAUAGUCCCAUUGAGCGGACUGAGCUUCAGCCUAAAUUCCAUUACAGUUGCUUGAAGGUUAUUCUUGAUCAGCUGGAAAAGCUUUUCAAGCCAGAUGCCAAUGCUUUGCUUCAUGAAUUUGGUUUUCAGCUUCUCUACGAGAUGUCCGUAGAUCCGUUAACUUGUGGUCCGAUCAUGGAUUUGUUAAGCACUAAAAGAUAUCAAUUCUUCAUAAAGCAUUUGGACACAAUUGGUGUUGCUCCACUUCCAAAAAGAAGUAUUAGCCAGUCACUUCGCAUCAGUUCCCUUCAUCAGAGAGCAUGGUUGUUGAAGCUGUUAGCUGUAGAGUUGCACUUUGCAGAUAUGUCUAGCUCCACACAUCUAGAAACUUGUCAAAAUAUUAUAUUUGAACUAUUUGGACAAGGAAUCUCUGAUGAUAACAUUUCCACAGACAAUCUCGACUUUUCUGGAUCUAGGAUGAUCAGGAAGAACAAGGUGUUGGAGUUGCUUGAUGUUGUUCAGUUUAAGAUUCCUGAUACCUCAUUGAAGUCUUCCCAGAUAGUUUCCAGUGUAAAGUAUGGUUUUCUGGCAGAGGACAUACUUAGCGAUCCUUCCACUACUGAGAAAGGUGGUUUGUAUUAUUACUCAGAGCGUGGUGACCGUUUGAUUGACCUUACUUCAUUUCGUGACAAACUUUGGGAGAAAUAUAAUUUGCAUGAUCCCCAGCUAAGCUCCUUUGGCACUGAAGUUGAACUUACUGAAAUUCGAGAAACAGUACAACAAUUGUUGAGAUGGGGAUGGAAGUACAACAAGAAUCUUGAAGAACAAGCUGCUCAGCUUCAUACGCUGACGGGCUGGUCUCAUGUUGUUGAGAUUUGUGCAUCUAGAAGAUUAUCUUCUCUCCAAAGCCAAACCGAAGUAUUAUUUCAGUUAUUAGAUGCUUCGCUCGGUGCUUCUGGAUCUCCUGACUGUUCAUUGAAAAUGGCACUUGUUUUAACCCAGGUUGGUCUAACAUGCAUGGCAAAGCUCCGCGAUGUGUGUUUCUUAUGCCCUGGCGGCUUACAAUCUGAGACCAUCACAUAUCUUGACAUAAUGAUCGCAAAGCAAUUGUCAAAUGGUGCAUGCCACUCUAUUUUGUUCAAAAUGAUAAUGGCUAUUCUGAGACAAGAAUCAUCUGAAACUUUGAGGAGACGUCAAUACACUUUGCUUCUUAGCUAUUUCCAGUACUGUCAGCAUAUCCUCGAUCCUAGUAUACCCACCUCAGUCAUGCAGUUCCUUCCGAUGGAUGAUCAGGAUAAUGAAGAUGCUGAACUUGAAAAGAUUGUCAAAGAUCAUGCCGAAUUAUCACAUGCAAACUUCUCUAUUUUAAGGAAGGAAGCUCAAGCAAUUCUUGACUUGGUCAUAAAAGAUGCAACUCAUGGAAGUGAAUCUGCAAAAACAAUUUCGCUUUAUGUUUUGGAUUCCCUUAUAUCUUAUGAUCAUGAGAAGUUUUUUUUGAACCAACUUCAAAGCAGAGGCUUCCUCAGGUCUUGCCUUAUUAGCAUCAGUAACUUUUCGUAUCAGGAUGGGUUUCCUGUUGGGUCGAUGCAGCGUGUGUGCACUCUUGAAGCAGAACUCGCUCUCUUGUUGAGAAUAAGCUAUAAAUAUAGGAAAUCAGGGGCACAAGUUCUAUUUUCAAUGGAUGCAUUGGAGCGUAUUUCUACAUGUAAAGCACUAAAAAUGCAAAUCAAGGGAAGCCGCCGCCACUUUGAGGCCAAAUAUGGGACAGAGUUGUCUGUCGAUGUUGACAAGCAACGCAUGGUGAUUGCUCCUGUACUUAGAUUGGUGUUCUCUUUGACAUCCUUGGUCGAUACGUCUGAGUUCUUUGAGGUUUCAAAUAAAGUUGUUCGGGAAGUUCUUGAUUUCAUCAGAGGGCACACAUUACUCUUUGAUCAAAUUCUUCGAGAAGAUCUUUCUGGUGCUGAUGAGUUGACAAUGGAACAGAUAAAUUUAGUGGUCAGCAUACUUACCAAGAUAUGGCCAUAUGAAGAAAGUGAUGAAUACGGGUUCGUCCAAGGGCUGUUCACCAUGAUGCGUGCUAUUUUUUCACUUGACUCAGAGUCCUUUACCUCAAGCAAGUCAAUAUGCUAUCUGGAGAACCAGAGGAAGGCUGACAUAAACAUAUCUUGUCUCUGCUUUAGUCUGAGCUCGUACCUUUAUUUCCUGGUCACAAAGAAGAAUCUGCGGUUGCAGGUCUCUGAUGGUGCAAUGGACUAUCGUUCUUCUGCUGGACAACAGCAACCAACAUUGACAACACUUGCAUUUCUCCUCUACUCUCUUACUACUGCUCUAGAGAAAGCUUCUGAAGAAAGAUUUCUUUUGUCCAACAAGAUUCAAGAUAUAAAUGAAUUAUCUAGUCAAGAAGUUGAUGAAAUAAUAAAUAUGUAUGCACGUGAAGGUUCUAUUUCAUCAUCAGAGAACAUACAGAAAAGGAGAUAUAUAGCAAUGAUGGAGAUGUGUCGCAUUGUUGGAGACAGAAAUCGGCUUAUUGCAAUAUUACUUCUGGUUUCAGAAAAUGUCAUGAAUAUUAUCCUCUUCCAUUUUCAAGACAGUUCUUACGAGUGUGAUCCCACUAAGUCCAUAAAAAGGCUCACGUAUAAUUCAAAGCCUGAUACUAAUAAUGAUGAGUUGAGCUUCCUUUGUGGGAAAGUAAUUUCUACAAUGGAAAAGCUUGGGUCGCUAAGUGAGGAUAAAAUCGGACAUGAACUAAAAGUGUUCCACAGACUGUCGAGCUCUCUUAAGGAAAUCUCAAUUCAAAAGUUGGGGUUGUGAGUCUAAAAGCUCUCACGUUUUCACAAGUCUGUAUUUCUCUCAUCCUGUUUUGUAGAGUAGUUACUGUACCAUAGCAGCCUGCAGGUCACUUUCUCAUGCCGGUCAUUUAGUAAAUAUUUUCUUACAACGAGGUUUAGAGAACAAGAAAAAACUAUUAUGGGCUUUGGCAAUUGUAUUUAAUGAGAAACUUAAUGUAUAACAAGUUCAGAUUUCAUGCAAUUUAGAUUUGUACUUUCUCGCAAGCAACCUGAUCACUGUUUUUCAAUCUUUUAAAGAUAGCACUUUUGGUCCCUCAUUUAUUGGUAUAUUGCGGAUUUAGUCCCUCAGGUAUUUAUGUGUAUACUUUUAG